UGGGCGUGGAGAGGUCCUCUCGCCGGCUAAAUUCAUUCCUCAACGAGCACAAUCGUUCUAUUAUACUAGAAUGGCGACUGCUGUUUUCGGUCGUCAAUGUACAACAGGCAGUAAUACUGCAAAAUCACACAAAGAACACCUGCGAAAAGGUAAGGAUUCACGACGGAGACAGGCGGCUCUUUUGUUCCUCAACAACAUAUCUUUAGACGGAAGGCCUUUGUAUCAUCUCAGCAAUGGAAACCACGGUCAAAGGGAGGCCGCCGAGCUCCGAAGUCGAGACGCCACCGGGGCACAGGCGACUGGACACCCUCUUUUCUCAUCGAGUAUCUACGGAACCGUCUCCCUUGUGGCACCCUCCUUGGCCGGUGGCGUUGCUCCUACUGUAGCGGGGAUCAGUGGACUGAGCCCAGUCCCUCCUAAUUUGGUCAUGUCUACAGACACGGGUUCAAGUACUGCUGUACGGUGUAGUGAGGUGUUUUUUGAGGGAGUUGACCCCAUGGUCCCACCAGAUACCCCUCUGUCCCCCACCUCUGGACCUCAGACAUUCAAUCCAAGUGCCAAAUCAUCAUUUGUGCUCCAGACUCAGAAUUCCGUUCCGGGGGAUACACAAAGAUCACGGAAUCAUUCGGGCUCUCCAAAACCUGCAAGGGUGGCCAAGAAGGUCCACUUUAUCAAGAAUAUGAGGCAGUAUGACACAAGAGGCAGCAGGAUCAUGAUGAUUUGUGCCAAGCGGUCUCUAUGUGCUGCUUUCUCAGUGCUGCCCUAUGGAGAGCAUAUUCACCUCAGUGACCCAAAGUUGGAGGCACACAAACUACAGCUGUCCUCUGGGGUGGCAUCUGACCUGUUCCCUGGCCUGGAGGGCCUGGGGGUGGAGCUAGGUGCAUAUGGAAAGGUAAGGUUGAACUGGAGAGUAAUUGCACACUGUCUGUCUGUGCUUUGUGUUCGUAAACGUCUCUUUCCUCAUCAGACGGUAUCGUACGCUCAGUUCCUUUUCCCCACUAAUGCCUUGGUGAGACCGAAGAGCAGUGGAGCACUAGAGCCCAGCACAACACAGACCCCCCUGUCACGUUACCAAUGCAACGGCCAGAAGAACUACACCACCCCGUCUCGACUCAACAGCACCAUGGGACAGGACCUGAAUAUAGAAGACCUGGCAGACUAUGAUCCCUACCUACUCAGUGACCCUCAGUGGCCUUGUGGGAGACACAAGAGAGUUCUUAUAUUCUCAUCAUAUGUGACGACUGUUAUUGAGUAUGUAAAGCCGUCGGACCUGAAGAAAGACAUGAAUGAGACGUUUAAGGAGAAGUUCCCCUAUAUUAAACUGACCCUCAGCAAGAUAAGAAGCCUGAAGUGGGAGAUGCGUGCGGUGGGAGAGGAGUGCAGUUUGCAGCCGGUCACAGUGGCCAUGGCAUUUGUGUACUUUGAGAAACUGGUGCUGCAGGGCCGCCUGAACAAGCAGAAUAGGAAGUUGGUGUCUGCAGCCUGCGUCCUACUGGCAGCCAAGAUCAGCAGUGACCUGAAGAAGCAGGAGGUCCGACAGCUGAUUGACAAGCUGGAGGAGCGUUUUCGUAUAAACCGCCGGGAGUUGAUUCCAUUGGAGUUCCCUGUCCUGGUUGCCUUGGAAAUGGGGCUCUACCUCCCUGACAGCAAGGUCAUGCCGCACUACCGCAGGCUGGUGCAGCAGGGCUAGAUUGGAGGUGGCCCGGAGAACUGGCCUGUGACAGUUUUGAUAUUUAAGUCCUGAUGAUAUUGAUUGGAAAUGCUGAUCCUGAAUCAGCACCUUGAGAGAUGCACCUUCUGCCCUAGAAUCUGUUCAGGUGUAGCAGGCCAGCCCAGCUUACAAUGCUCCUUAUAAAAAUAAAGUUUAGGUACUCUAUUUAUUUGAUUGAAUGCAAUCCAAUAUCUUGAUAACUUGAUAUGAUAAUAUCUUGGUAAUAUUUUCUGCAAAGCUGUUGGACUUUUUCUUUGUAUGUUUUGAUUCUUGUUGGGUCAGCUUGUUCUGAACUUCUUUCUGGGUUGUAUAUGGCAUUCUGAUGUGAAUAUUUUUUUCAUAGAAGGCUUCAAAACCAUGUUUAUUUGUACAAAAAGUACACCUUAAAUAUUUGCUAAAAAUUAGCUCAAAAACUGAGUGUAGGAUGGCAACCCGAUGGGGGUGUCUGUAAGAACACAGGACUUUUACUAUUCUCUAGUUUAGUUCUUUCGGUCUUAAAGGCAUUGGUGCUCGGAUGAGUGGCAACGAUGGGUCACAUGUGAUCAGAUGACAGAUGUAGAUGGUUUUAGUUGUCAGCACACGCAUCUGUUUGUGUCCAUUGUACGUACUGGUUUGGUUGCUUGUGAGAAGAGGGCUAAUGACUGAAGGUGAGAGCACAGAUCUCCGAGGGUUGACUUGUUGUUCAAAGUAAAAAAAAAAAAAAAUCAAACCAGAUUAAGACUUGCAGUGCAUUCAAAAUACAUGACAGUGCUUUGUUAUAGAUGAUGUCACAGAUCACGUUAAAGGUGGGGAUUGUUCCUUCUAAUCCUCUGUACUUUCAUUUCUAACUGUGGGAAGAAGUUUUAACUUAGACACAUACUUUAAAUAGAGUUUAAGGUCCUCAUUAUGUGAUGUUGAUGGUUGCCAUAUCAGUUUGAAAUAAUUUAGACGCCCUGAAGUAAUUCCCUGUCCGAAGGUAGAGAAAUUGUUUUUUUUUGUGUGUAAAUUGUGCCUGGUAUUGGUAUCUUUGCUCAUUAUAGCUUGUGUUGAUCUUACUAUUUAUUCACUCACUUUGAAAAUGACACAUCAGUCAUUGGACUUAAAAGGCCUCAUGUGAUUGAGAUGACACUCUGGCCAGCCCAGAACUCUCAUCCUCAGCUGUUUUUAUUGUAUCAUUUGUUUAGAACUUUUCUUGGAUGGUAUUUAUUACCCUUUUCUUGGGUUGGAAUCUCAACAGUUUUGAUCAUGUCAGUUCUGUAGCUAGCAAUCAGUCUAAUUGUGUAGACUUUAAAUCACCACUGUGCAAUCAACUGCCUCUUUGAUGUUCUAUUACACAAAUUACUUUUCUGCUGUGAAUGGUUUUGUUAAGUUGCAUGGUUCAGUCAAACUUCGUACUUGGUUGGUAUUGUAUAUCAACACCCAGGUAUAGGAUUUGCAAUAAGUAUUCUUACCAUAUUGUUCAAAGUACUGGAUCAUCCACAAGCCAGUUGUCAUAUUUUUUUUAGCUCAGGAAAUAUCUUUGAAUUAAUGCUUUAUUUUCCACUAAUCAUUCUGAGAUCAUGGGAUUUAUCAAACAGAAACUCUGGAAUGAGAGCAGGUAGAAACCAGUUAUUUGUGUGUCCUAAAAAGUGUAUUUAUUUACAGUAUUUUGUGUAUUUCUCUUCAUUUGCAUUGUAUUAUGCCACUUGACAAAACAGUAAGAAGUGCCUAAAACCACCAUGAGUUGAAUGACGUAUCAGUCCUAUCCAGAUAUUAUUCCCUCUUGUAUUUCACUCUCUCUUAUUGCUGUUGGGGUGUUGUUUCACCGUACCUGUGAAUAUCAUGGAAAAUUGGACUCUGCUUAAUGUGAAGCUCAUUGUUCUUUGAGUGAUCUUGGAAAUAAUGUUUUGUACGGUAAUGUGCAGAUUUCUGCUGUGGUGUGACUGGAUGUCUUUGUUUUGCAAAUGUAUGCUUAAAUCACCUCAUGUAAUUGGUUUCGAAUGUGAAAUGGUAGAACUUCAGACAAAUUUGUGAUCAUGGAUGGUGUCAAUUUUGUAAAAGUAUAUUUUUAUUCUUAAAUCAGAAAAUAUAUUUAAACAUUUUCUAACGAU
Molecule: messenger RNA, 3780 nt
Organism: Oncorhynchus tshawytscha (Chinook salmon)
Lineage: Eukaryota; Metazoa; Chordata; Actinopteri; Salmoniformes; Salmonidae
Product: CDK5 and ABL1 enzyme substrate 2
Exons: 8
Coding region: 71-1690 (539 amino acids)
Biological process (GO): regulation of cell cycle
Source: RefSeq, a predicted model, not a curated record